Molecule: messenger RNA, 804 nt
Organism: Vicia villosa (hairy vetch)
Lineage: Eukaryota; Viridiplantae; Streptophyta; Magnoliopsida; Fabales; Fabaceae
Exons: 3
Coding region: 1-804 (267 amino acids)
Source: RefSeq, a predicted model, not a curated record
AUGACAAAAGCAGAAGCUCAGGAGAUGCUUAUUACUGAGCUGGGGGCUGAUCCCGAUGACGCCCUUGAGGAGUUAGAGAGGACACGAGGGGCCCACGCUGAGGGGGACGAGUUGAAGCAGACUACACACAGAGAGCGGGCGUUGAGAUGCUACUUCCUGUAUUUGAUAGGCACUCAGCUCUUUGUGGACAUGAGCUCAUCGUACACAGACAUCGUCUACCUGACGUACUUAUCAGAUAUAGCACGUAUCCAUGAGUACAAUUGGGGAGCGGCUGUACUAGCGUACAAUUACCAUAAACUUGGAGAGGGAUGCAUGUGGAAGGCAAGGACAAUUGCAGGCAGCUGGUUGGAUACUACAACACUUCCAAUACAUUAUUGGCUGGGGAGAGGUGCCUACCUACACAAAGAUCAUGCUGCGUGCCAAUGCUUUCACCCCCUUAGAGGGAACCAGGUGCCAGAUCCCUACAAGCGCGGUCUUGACCGCAUAGCCGCCGAGGAUAUCAAGUACUACUGCAAUGCUGAGCACCGGGAGAUGGUUCCGUUUGACGAGAUAGUUCUGUAUCCUGGAUGGUUGGCCGCCAGCUCGACCAUUGUUGUACGCUAUCUCCCAAAACGCGUCAUGCGUGAAAUUGGAUAUGAGCAGAUACCUCGCGAUCCUACUGUCUCAACUCCUAUCGCCAUGACCCGGAGGAAGUUAGAUGAGGUCUUUGCAGACUUGGAGCAUCACAUGGUCCCUAAGGAGGCAUGGGCGAUGCUAGAAGAGCACGACUGGAGAUGUACCGAGGGGUACAUCUCCUGGUACUAA